UUAGCAAAGAUCAAUUUGAAGUGUUGAUUGGAUUAAGAUCCGGUGGCCUUCCCACAUCACCGAAAGGCAAGAAAUGGAUGGAUAAGGUGGAUCUAUCGGUCGCGUUACGGGACGUGUUGGUAAACGAAGGAAUAGAAAAUAACGGCGUAAAACCAGAAAAAUUCCACAAACUUUUUACCUUAGGAGUACACACAUUUAAUUAUAAUUAUAACAUAUACGGAUUGGAUUGGAAAACAAGAGGUGUUUGGCGUAUAGGUUUGCUUCAAAAAGUUAAGCUACCUUUAUCAACUGAAAAUUUGCAAAUUAUAGAGAAACUUAUUAUAUCUUUGAUGCGUAUUGAGGAAACUUUGCAUCGUAUACGAAAAAUCCGGAAUGAAAUAUUAACCGAAAAGGCAAAAUUAUAUCGUUUCCGACGAACAUCAACAUGUGCCAUGGACUAUUCAAUUUGUGAACACGGUCGCAUAACUCGUACAAGAAAGGCCAAAGAAUAA
Messenger RNA from Dentiscutata erythropus, 491 nucleotides. The record is from the annotation of a GenBank genome assembly. Lineage: Eukaryota; Fungi; Glomeromycota; Glomeromycetes; Diversisporales; Gigasporaceae.